AUUAAUUAGCCACCUGACUGGACGCGUUCAAGGCAACGUCAUCGUGCUGUAAUUAAUAUUAAAGAGGAGUGCCUUCACCGUAGUAGAAUGCGUAGAUUCUCUCCGCUCCUGGCGCAAGUAAACCAGUCCGUGUUUUUGCAAAGCCUCUCUCUAUCCAUUCUCAGCCUCCAAGCCCUCAAAAAAAAAAAAAACCUAGCCUACCAAAAGGCGUUCAGGUCCAGAGGAGGAGCAGAGAUUUUCACUGAGAAACCUCCAUCCUUGUGUGCUCUCCUCUAACGGGAGAAAUGAAGUGAUGGCGGGUUGCGCGGAGGAUUCGUGGAUUUUUGCUUGACAGGCACCAGAAUCUUCUGUUGGAUUAGUUGAUUGGUUUAUUUAUGGGGGAUUUGCAUUUACCUACUGAAAAAUGCCUUUUGCCAAACGGAUCGUUGAGCCCCAGCUGCUGUGCAGACAUCCCAUCCCUAAUGAUGAAGGGUUACUGUUCGAGGAUCUGUGCUCCAUCACUAAUGUGGCUCUAUCCCGGACCCUGCGGCAGCUCUCCGACCUGUCCAAACACGCCUGCUCCUUAUUUCAGGAGCUUGAGAACGAAAUAGUCUCCACAAACCAACGGGUUUGGGCUUUGCAGAACAAAAUAGGCAAAAUCCAGCAAACCGCCAUUGCGCUGGAUCCAAAACUGGAGGCUGUGCCGGUAUCAAAUCUGGACAUUGAGAGUAAACUGACAUCCCACUAUCAGGCUCCAUGGCAUCAACAUCACAAUCUGUUCCACACUUGUACACGGCCACCAUGUCUGGAGGAGUUACACCGACAUGCCAAGCUCAACCUGCGGGCACUGCACAGAGACCAGCAGCAGCGUCAGCGUUCAACCAGCAGAGAGCGUGGUCGGGUCACCAUAUCUAUAUCUGUGGCCCCUCCCAUGCCAACCUUCCCUUCAACUCACAAACUCAGAAGGCGGGAACAGAGGGGCCGGCACUCACGCGUGGAGAGGAGCAUUAGAGAGAGUGAUGUGCAAACUAUCCAGAGGAAGGAGAGACCAGCCAAAGAGGCUGAAGUCAAACCCGUCCUCAAAAAGUAUCAGCGCUCCCGUUCCUCCUCCCCUGUUCAGUGUUGUUACUUCAUUCCCUGGAUUAGAAAGGCUGGAACCAACACAGAAACAGAUGGCGAAUUGCCAGUGAUGAGCCAUAGGCCUAAAUGUCCUGUUCCCAAUGUACCUACCACCUUGGACAAACAGACCAACUGGUCCAAAGCCCUGCCUCUUCCCACGACAGAAGAGAAAAUAAAGAAUGACUCUCAAGUAAUUUCAUCCUGUAUUAUUCCAAUAAAUGUUUCUGGUGUUGGAUUUGACAGAGAUGCCAGUGCUCGCUGCUCUCUUGUUCACUCACAUUCAGUUCUACAGAGACGUCGAAAACUCAGGAGGCGAAAAACGAUAACUGGCAUCCCCAAACGUGUUCAACAAGACAUGGAUUCGGAUGAAUCACCUGUGGCUAGAGAGAGAACAGUUAUCAUCCAUGCCAACCCACACAAGUCACUAUGGCAUGAGGAGCUCUCCCUAAGUGGCCGAGUAUUGCACACCAAGGACUCUGGCUGUCAGACAGAUGACUUCUUGAUUGCAGCUCCAUCCCGGAGGCGUAUCCGUGCUCAGAGGGGUCAUGGAAUUCCAGCUUCUCUCUCACACUCCACUGGAAACAUCACUUCCCUGCCAGAUCGCUCUGAUAAUGUGUAUGCUGCAGCAUCAGCCACUCGUAUUCGUUCUAGAAGCCUACCACGUGAGGGUGGCCGGCUUCUGGAUGAGGAUCAAGAUGACAGUGAUGAUGAUGAUGAUGAUGAUGAUGAUGAUGAUGAUGAUGAUGAAGAGGAAGAUGAGGAACUCUCUCCAUAUGAAACUGAAGACUUCCUACCUGUUCCAGGACAGAGAAUUCCAAAGGAAGAAGAAGAAAGUACUGAUGACCAGGCCAUGCCAGAGCUACAGUUUGGAAGUCUCAAGCAUAUGCAACAUCCAGAGAGCCCUGACCACACAUGGAUUGAAAGAGGCAGAUCCAGGCUCCCACGCAAAGUUGACAUGGGUAGCUGUGAAAUUUCCUCCAGCUCUGAUACUUUCAGCAGCCCCAUCCACUCUGCCUCCACUACAGGAGUGCUUGGCAGCCAGAUGGACCAUAAAGAGGAUCACCAGUCCUCAAGUGGCAACUGGAGUGGAAGCAGUUCCACUUGCCCAUCACAGACAUCUGAAACUCUACCACCUGCUGCCUCUCCUCCCCUGACUGGAUCCUCACACUGUGAUUCAGAAAUCUCCCUUAAUACUGGGUCCCAUGUCAUUGAUGACACCACUGGCUUCAUAAUUGAUCCCUACCACAUUGACAAGCCACAAGGACAGGGGCAACGAUCUAGUUCUUUUACCUCAUCAGCCACUGAUCAGAUGGAUGAUGCAGGGGUUAGCACUGCUAGUGAUGGUGAGUGGAACUUCGCUCAGGACCAGCAAGAUCAGCCCUGCCCCCAAGACUUCAGCCCAAAGCAUUCCAGAGAGGAUGAGAGUGGCGUCAGCUGCCCCAGUUAUUCUAGUGGAGAAACUUACGAGAGCUUCAAUGACCAAGUAUCCGCUAGGAAAUCUGAGAUGCACUACAUCGUUGACACUGAAGGAUUCUAUUCCUCCAUGCACUUUGACGUUGGUGUUAAGAAUAGCAGAAGCUACUACAACUAUGCAGCCAUUGACCCUGACUGUGGCCCAAGUGGAAAUGUAGCAACUGGCAUGGGUGAAUUCCCUGAGUCAGAGUACAGAGCCACGAGGACACUAGGCAGACCAUGUUUCUCCUUAAAAAAACCAAAGGCCAAGCCACCACCACCAAAACGUAGCUCUUCAUUAAAGGAAACAAGCAGUGCUGUGAAUAUUCUAGAGCAGAACGAACCAAAGAUUACUUGUGAGUUGCCGCUGCCCUUGUCUUCCAGAGAGAUGAAAUUGCAGCUGGAUUUGGCUGGUUCUGCAGGGCACCUUGAGACUCCAGGUCUUGAGUCACUUGGUGCAUGGGGAGUGGAGAAUGUCAGGGACAUACUUGACUGCUCCUCUCCAUUCAGUUCCUCGGACACACAUUCAUUCAAGGACGAAGGUGCUGUGCAAGCAGACUAUGCAGACCUCUGGCUCCACAAUGACUUGAAAUCAAAUGAUCCAUACCGGUCUCUGUCUAACUCUAGCAGUGCUACGGAUACAGCUGUUAUUGAAUGCAUCAAGUUACCAGAAAGUGCAGAGAUGCAAGCCUGUGAACCCAGGUCCAGACCUACUUCCCCAACUCUUCCUCCACCUGAAGGUGAGUUCAAGUUAGCUUCCCCUGAAAAGCUGAUAGGCUUGGCAUCCCCUUCCAGUGGAUAUUCUAGUCAAUCUGAAACACCUACAUCUUCCUUCCCUUCAGCUUUCUUCCCAGGGCCCCUUUCUCCAACCAGUGGCAAAAGGAAACCCAAAGUCCCUGAAAGGAAGUCCUCACUUUGUUCCCUACAACAGCCACAGCUUUCAGUCCGAAACCCAGGCAUUUCCCCCAGGAGGGAAACUGACUUCCAUGCCAUACCGCCCAGUCACCUCGACCUAAGUGCUCUUCACAGCAAGCACUUUCCCCACAGAAAUCAAAUGCACAUCAUACACCAGAAUAAGCAGAAAGCCGCCAUAGCUGCAGCUGCUGCUGCAGAAGCUCGCAAUGCAGCUGCUUCUGCUGCUGUAGAAUCUCGCACUGCAUCUGCAGCUUCUACUUCAGAAAGUUCAACAAGCACAGUAACUAGCUCAGCCCAUUUGGCCAUCACUCCAACUGUUCUUAGAUCAGUUCAACUGCGAUCUAUUUGUAAAACAGCUGAAGGAAAACAAGGGUAUGAUCUGGCCAGUGCAAAUCCAGUAACUCGUCCCAAGUGUCCCACAUUAAUAACUGAAGCCCCAUCCUCUAGCAACAGGCACACCAGGAAACCACCAGCCUACAAACCCCCCGUGGCACAGCUCUGUGAAUCACAGGUUCCACCAAACAUUGUUCUUCCCCAGGAGGAAGUGAAAGUAAGACAGGAAAGGCUUGGUCCUGGUACUUACUGGGCAAUGACUGCUUUCAGACCUCCUGUAGAUCCUACUCCUGAAAAAGAAGAUUCUUCGACAAGGUCAUCUCAAGGUCCUGAGCAAGAACAGGACAGCAGAAUGUAUCCAGAUGUGCAACUGACAUUGUCACCAGAGAGACUAAAACAAGAUCUAAAUCAACUAUUGCGGCCAGACCCUUCAGCACAUCCUGUAUGUUUGGCCAGCACAAUGCUACCCCCUGCUUACAGUGAAAUACAGAGGAGCAAUUUUGUACUGUGCAAUAGUCCUGACAAAGUGCCUGUUUCAACUCAAGAGGCAUCGCACACUUACACAAUCAGCGAUGUACAGGUCCGAGAUGAGGAUUAUGAGACAUCAGGUGUCACAACCAGAAGUGCCUCAAAGGACAUUAGGGAAGAAGGGUCAACCCCAGACACAGAGGACUACUUCAGCAAGGAAUCAACUCCCAGUGACAAUUCAACCUCUUCUUUGACUGAUGACUCUAAACCUGAUGAUGAUGAUGUUUUCCCAUCCCCCAACAAACUACGCACAACUGAAGAUCUGUUUGCCAUGAUACACAGAUCUAAAAGGAAAGUGCUGGGACGUAAAGACUCUGGGGAGAUGAGUGGAAAAAGUCGCCCUGGUGUAGCACCUGCAACCGCCCCUGCAACCGCCCCUGUCAGCAACCCUACUGUAUGCCCGGUCACCCCAGCUGCCUCAAUCCCUUCAAACAGCUCCCAACGAACCCCGGGACCCAUCUACAGGAGUGCCAAAAAGUCCAGUACAUCCAGUGAGGAGUUCAAACUCCUGCUGCUAAAGAAGGGUAGUCGCUCAGACACGAGUUACCGCAUGUCUGCUACAGAGAUCCUUAAGAGCCCAAUCACACCCAAGACUCAAGGAGAGCUACUAUUAGAGGUUGCAAGGCCAGAGGAGCCCUCCUCACUUCUACAGGAUUCCACUAGCAGUGGCGAUCCACUUCUAAGCCAGUUCCCUAGGGCCAACAGUGAAGGAUUCUCCCCAAAAACACUUACCAUGUCAGCUGCCUCCAGACAGGGACGUUCCAGAAUUCCACCUGCAGCAAAUAGCAGUCGCUAUAGCACACGGAGUCGGCUGUACACUGCCCCAAUGCAGGCCAUAUCAGAGGGAGAGACGGAAAACUCAGAUGGAAGUCCACAUGAUGACCGCUCCUCUUAGUGGUAUUAUAAAUUUUUUAACCACUUAUCAAAAUCAUAAACCUUUUAUAAUAUGAAAGCAUUCUAUUUGAACUGAAUGAGAGUGAUGUUCACAUAUUAUGAUCUACCUUAGUUUUCUCCCCUGAUGUUGGUGGUUUGAAAAAAAAAAAAAACGGGUCAUUUGAAAACAUGGAAUGGAAAUUACAUAAACCAUGCUUUUAUGCUCACAAAAUGAGAUGGUGAAAUUAGUUGUAAUUCUUUAAAGGGAUAGUUCACCCCCCCAAAAAAGAUGUUUAUCUGCUUACCCCCAGGGCAUCCAAGAUGUAGGUGACUUUGUUUCUACAGUAGAACACAAACAAAGAUUUUUAACUCAAACUGUUGUAGUCUGUCAGUCUUAUAAUGUAGGUGAAUGGAAAUCACAGGUAAAACAUUAAAUGAAACAAAAACACAUAAACAAAACCAAAUUAAACCCUGUGGUCUGUGAUGAUACAGUGAUGUGUAAAGACACAAAAUGAUCGGUCUGUGCAAGAAAUUGAACAGUAUUUAUAUAGUUUUUUACCUCUGAUUUACAAAAUGUCUGAACUGUUAAAACUCUCCUGAUCGCGUCCUCCUGUUCUUGUUCUCAGCAGCAGGCGCUUGAGGUGUCAUCUUCUUGUUCCUGCUUUAUGGGGGAUUGCAGACUUAUAAGUGCAUUACCGCCACCUAUCUCUCAAAUGGAGCAUUGACAUUCCCUAACUGAGAUUGUAGAUAGUGUCAGAGAUAGGUGGCAGUGAAUCAGAGGUAAAAUAAAACAACAACAAUAUAAAUACCGUUCAGUUUCUUGCACAGACCGAUUGUUUUGUGUUUUUACACAUCAGUGUAUCGUCACAAUCCCCCAAACAUACACAUUUGUGUAUGUUUUUUUGUUUUGUUUUAUUGUAUGUUUUAGCCUUGAUUCCCAUCCACUUACAUUGUUGCAUAGACCGCAACGGUUUGAGUAAAAAAUACUUGGUUUGUGUUCUACUGUAGAAACAAGGUCACCAUCUUGGAUGCCCUGGGGGUAAGCAGAUAAACAUAACAUUUUCAUUUUUGGGUGAACUAUCCCUUUAACAAGAUACUAAAAAGGUAACAUUUUAAUAUAGAAAACUAUUAUUUUUACAUCAUCCAUCACAAAUUUACAUGAAUAUGUGGAAGCUUUUCUAAGGACAAUCGCACCAUGGUGUGCAAGGUGAAAGACUUCUGAGAAAAAGAAAGCUAGAAAUGUUAUGAAAAUAGUUCUAAUAAUGGACUGUUUUGUAAAAUCAUCAGUUCUUUUGCACUUAAUUUGGUUAAUUAUACCUUGAAAUAUACAACCUGUAUGUACUGUUAAAUAACAAGGCAAGCGGACAAAAUCAAUCCCAUUUUAGUUUUUAGUUUAAUGUAAUGUAGUGGGAUGUGUAAUGUGGUGUGUGUGUAUGUGUGUAUGAGUGACUCUUCAUGCUGUUUGAAUCUCAAAUAGUCAGAAAGCAUUACAACAACGGUUACAAAAACUAAUUUGUUUACUUUUCUUCAUAGACCCAAAUUGGGUUGUGUACUUUAGUCACAAUUCAGGUGUCACCAUGUACAGUAUGUUAACCAACAAACAGAGACAAUUUUUGUGACUGCAAAAGAAAUGACGACCUCAAUCUCAAUGUAUUCUGUGAAUACCUUUAAAAUCAAGAAUACUGUUCAUUUGAAGAAUAACGGAUUCACUUUUAAAGUGAAACUUCAGUCUGAGGUCUUCUUGGAGUUCAAAACUCAUAGAAAUUAGCUAGAUUUGUGAAGCCUACACUGUGCCACUGAAGGGAAGGUGACAAGCUGUGAAAAGAUACAUUUUUGGUCAUCCGUCUCUAAUAAGCGCUCUUUCACCAUGGUCGUAAUUCAGUUUCUUCAUCCUCUGUACAGCAUGCAAUAAAACACUAGAACAUGUCACAUCUCCACUUAAAAUGUAUUUCCACCUUGACUUGAAUUUGUUGAGUAUGUGCUUUGUUCAGUAAAUGUACAAAAUGUAUAAGAUUUGUUGAAAUUUGGAGUUAUACGUCACUGUAUACACAGUUUGAGCUUUUUCCCUUAAGUGGAGGAACUGGACAAUCUAAUCUAACGAGGCACUAUUCAUGUACAGCUGAAUUUUGAAAGAACAGACUGAGGCAUAAGAGGGUGUAUGGGGCCAUUUUGUUUAAAUGAUGAGAGAAUUAUAUUUAGGGAUUCAUGUAAUGUGAGUACUGAUAUAUGUCAACCUCUGGGAUGUAGAUAAAAAUGACUGCAAAAAGGCAGCAGUGGUUCAUUGCUCAUCUGUAUAUACAUGGAUGAUUAACAUAAUAUUUCAGCCUUUUUUCUGAAUUGUUGUUGAUUUGUCAUGUACUGUCAUGUCCAAGAGGUUUAAGAAAUGAAUUCUUUUUGUUUUAUACUGGUAGAGAAUACUUCCAGAAUAUUCUUAGACACAGAACUAACAAAUAUUUUCUCAUAAAAUAGGAGCUGCAAUUGUGCCAUGUCUUUUUUGCUCCUUUAAAACAACCCUGUCUGAUGGUUGUCCCAAUUCGCUGUGCUUUAAAACUACAGAAUUUUGGAUGUAUAGAGUUUUUUUUUUUUU
Messenger RNA from Carassius auratus (goldfish), 7786 nucleotides. RefSeq names its product Nance-Horan syndrome protein-like. Lineage: Eukaryota; Metazoa; Chordata; Actinopteri; Cypriniformes; Cyprinidae. Gene Ontology annotation, biological process: cell differentiation; lens development in camera-type eye. The transcript has 11 exons. Bases 404 to 5221 code for a protein of 1605 amino acids. The record is from RefSeq and is a predicted model, not a curated record.